Chelonoidis abingdonii (Abingdon island giant tortoise) is the source of this 791-nucleotide messenger RNA. RefSeq names its product glutathione S-transferase pi 1 (gene GSTP1). Gene Ontology annotation, cellular component: cytosol. Gene Ontology annotation, molecular function: glutathione transferase activity. The record is from RefSeq and is a predicted model, not a curated record. Gene Ontology annotation, biological process: glutathione metabolic process. NCBI's taxonomy places the organism in Eukaryota, Metazoa, Chordata, Testudines, Testudinidae.
GCCUUUGCUCUUAAGACACCUGGAGGCAAGUGACUCAGCACUUUCCUGGCUCCUUUUGACCCGGAUCAGGCUCCGCAGCUGCAGAGAGAGACCAAGAUGCCCGGACCCUUCACCAUCACCUACUUCCCCGUGCGCGGGCGCUGUGAGGCUAUGCGAAUGCUGCUGGCCGACCAGGGGCAGAAGUGGCAGGAGGAUGUAGUGACCAUAGAUCAGUGGCAGAAGGGAGAGCUCAAGAAAUCCUGUGUGUUUGGGCAGCUGCCCAAGUUUCAGGAUGGAGACUUGACCCUGUACCAGUCCAACGCCAUCCUGCGGCACCUGGCCAGGACCUAUGGGCUAUACGGAAAGGACCAGCGGGAGGCAGCGUUGCUGGACAUGGUGAAUGAUGGGGUGGAAGAUCUGCGCCUCAAAUACCUCCAACUCAUCUACCAGAACUACGAGAACGGUAAAGCGGCCUAUGUGGAGGCACUGCCAGGGCAGCUGCGCCCCUUUGAGACCCUGCUGUCCCAGAACCGCGCUGGCCAGGCCUUCAUUGUCGGAGAUCAGAUCUCUUUUGUAGACUAUAACCUGGUGGAGCUGGUGCGAAACCUCCUGGUGCUGGCACCUGGCUGCCUGGCCUCCUGCCCUCUGCUGGCCGCUUAUGUGGAGCGGCUGAGUUCCCGGCCCCGCCUGCGCACCUUCCUGGAGUCGGCCACCCACCGUGACCGGCCCAUCAAUGGCAACGGCAAGCAGUGAACCUCAUGGAUAGAGGGAGGGGGCACUCCUGUGGCAUAAUAAACAGCUCCCAGACCAGG